Molecule: messenger RNA, 1407 nt
Organism: Cuscuta epithymum
Lineage: Eukaryota; Viridiplantae; Streptophyta; Magnoliopsida; Solanales; Convolvulaceae
Source: the annotation of a GenBank genome assembly
CUGCAUGUUUCCCCCAUGCGUGGGCUACGGACUAUAAAACAUGAACCCGCGCCCGUCAAAUCCCUAGUUAUUCGUCAUGGAGAAGAUUGGCAACGAUCCAGCUCCAGAUUGUUGCGAAUUCCCUUUGAAAAGGUACAAGACGCACCAGUCCUCACCCAUCUCCAAGACCUUUCUGUUACAUUGUGGGGAUCAGAAAGCAGCGGACGAUAGUCUCGAAUCUGGCGAAGAAAAAUUGAUCGAUGGAAGCAACAACAGCACAGCGCGACAUGUGUCAGAUCCGGAAUCUAUGGAGGAAAAAUUGGGCGAUGGAAGCAGCGGCAUCACCAUGCCGAGCGAGGAAGAGGAGAUGAGUUCGGAUGAAGAAAGGGAUGGCGGCGAUUUUGAAGUAGGCGUGAUCUACGCUGAUAAUGACUGCUAUGAGUCGAUGGAGGACGAUGAUGAGAAAACCUACGACAGUACCGCCACCAACGACAGUGAUGAUUCUUAUGCUGGAAACAUGAGUGACUAUGAAAGUAAAAAGGAAUAUAAGAAAGCAAAGAAGUACAACAAAGUGUUGUCUGAAACGGAUGGCUUUGGUGUUAUCACUGUUAUACCAAAAGGGGUUAUUAACGGAAUAUGGCCUAUUAAAUUGAAGGGAACGCACCAAUCUAGAUUGGAGAAAUACACCGACAUGGCCAUUCAGAAGUACAACUCUGAAAACGACACAAGUCUGGAAUUUGUGGGGAUUGUGAGGGCAAACCUUGGAAUGGGUUCUGGCUAUAUUUAUUACAUAACAUUCAGGGCUAGAGACACGGUUUCUGGAGUGGUGAAUGCAUAUGAAGCUAAAGCCUUUCACUCCUACGUUUCAGAGUCUGAGCAUUACGUGCUGUUUGUUAGGUUGGCAGAGGAACAGAUGGAAGUUUGAGCAAGUGAUAUGUUUGGGGAAAAGAACACCGUUUUUUUAGUGCUCCGUAUUAAGGAUGUUAUUGUGCUGUUGGUAUUGAUUUCUGAACAAGUAUCUUUUGUGCAUAGCGGUUCCAUUCAGAGGGAAUCUCCUAAUUAUUUCACAAUCGGUGAUUAUAUGGGUUUGUCACUUUGUAAUCACUUUGCAAUUAUUUGGGAGGGGAAUGACCUUAACUUCAACGCUAAGACCAGAAUUUGUGUUUAUAUGGUCUUUGAGAGCAGGGGCGGAGCCAGACUUCACUACAGGGGGAGUGUAGUACAAGUAUUACAAUGUAAAUAAAAAUUUGCAAUUUUGAUCCCAUAUAUUUACUAAGUGCUCAUUUAAUUUGUAGUGAUGAUACUUCACUUGCUCACAAAUUUCGUCAUGUAACUAAUAAGUUUUUGAUAUUUAUGUACUUUCCAACCUGAAAGUACAUUUUCCUAAAGAUAAUUCACCGUAAAUUGUGCUGUUGAUGUCGAUUUUUG